Messenger RNA from Stylonychia lemnae, 264 nucleotides. The record is from the annotation of a GenBank genome assembly. NCBI's taxonomy places the organism in Eukaryota, Ciliophora, Spirotrichea, Sporadotrichida, Oxytrichidae.
AUGAACGCGCAAGAUUUGUCUGAUGGAUAGCUCUAAUAUUUAAACCAGCACUUUAACAAUGCAGAUAGCGAAACUCAAGAAUAGAUUCUAACUCAAUAUCCUAACUUAUUCGAAUUGUUUACAUCCCUUGGCUUACCUAUUGAAUAUAAAUCUGGUAAUGAAGAAGGAAUUGAUCUAGGUUCAAUGAAAUCAGAUUCUGUAAUUCAUAGGCCUAGCCCUCAGAGAUGGGAGCCUACUCCUCAAAGACAUGAUAGGCAAUAAUGA